ACUUGAAUUGGACAGUCGUCACCUGGGACCAAGAUCCAGCCAAUCAGCGUAGCAUUUGACAAGCGAGCCUGCAGCUUGAGCGCACACCUUCCAUUUCCAAUUUAAAUCAUACUAGGAAAGCUGUGUUGGUUUGUUAGUGAUAAUCCUUUUGCAUGUAGAUAUGGAGGCGGCCACGUCCACUUUGCAACACUCUUACGGUCUGGGCCCUCGGGGUCCCAACCCACCGCACGGAGCUCAGCAGGCCCAGGGGCCCCAUCAACCGCCCCCAGGGCCUUCAGGGGCUCCACGUCCUGAGGACCAGCAGCAGCAGCACCACAAACCUUUCUUCUACAUCCAGCCCUCGCAGCCGUACGUGCCCAUGCAGAGCCUGCAGUGGCCUGUGCCCGUGCCCAUACCUCUGUCCUAUAACCCAUACUAUGGCUACCCUGGCUUAGGUUACGGCAUGCCACUGAUGUCCCACUAUCAGCCAAAUCCAUACAUGGAGCCACCUGGCUUUGUUGUACCCCAUACUCACCUGCAUCUGAUGGACUACAGGCGCCUGCUCAAUCCCCAGUAUUACCAGACCAUGGCCUACCACUCUCGCAGGUUCCGCUAUCAACACAACGUCCCGGCCAGAGAAAUGACCACCUCUCAGGUUCAAACUGAGCCACUGUCUGCCACCCAGAGGACCGGCACCCCGGUUUCCAGUGAUGUCGAAACCUCCAGUGGCCUCUCUGUCUGCAGCACUGAUAUCCCCAGUGUCCCCACCGGCCAGUCGCUCUCACCACCCUCGGCUGUGCAGAAGGGGGACAAUUCUCUGGAGCUAAAGGACAUGGUGCCCUCCCCCACGACCAGGACGUCGCCAAACGGCAGCUUCGUGAUUCAGACUGAGGAAGUGAGGAUUGAAUGCUGCACUACACCGGUGGGACUACAACUUCUGCACUCUCACGAGACCGCAGAAGUGUCCCACAGAUUUUCCCAAGACGUGGUCCAGUGUAGCUCCAUGCUCCAGGGCAGUGUGCUGCAGGACGAAGCACUCUGCCUUCCUGCAGACCAGUCGGAGCCGGCACUCCAAGCUUGUCCUGACAUCCUGUUAGUCGGGACGCCCAGCAGCGGUGAGAAGAUCUCCGCCCUGGAGGAGUCCAGGGAUCAAACGGACGCUGUCACCGAGUUCUCCAAUUUGGGAUCUCAGGUAGCAGCUCACGGUGACGUUGCGGAGAAAAAGAACAAGAGAGACCUGAGUAUGACCUCCAAGAAUUUUCACUUUAAAGUCGUUCACCUGCCCUUCGACCCACAGUAUCUGGAUGAGCUGCGGAAGAUGGAGUCCACUGUUUGGUCGGUGGAGGAAACCUUGAUUCCCUCCCCCGACUCGCUGAUCGAGAACGGCUGCACAGACUCUAAUGAUGAAACACUGACCGCUGUUGCUGAAAUGCCCUCAGCGGAUGUGCUGACGGUGAAAGAGGAGGCUCCUACAGAGGAGGUCGUCCCCAUGAUUGAGAUGCCUCCCCUGGCAGAGAAUGAACUGGAGGACAUGGUCCCCGCUGUGGGGAGUCCUGUGGACGAGAUGGUGUCUGAGGCGGAUAUCUGCCCCAUGAUGGAUGCUGCAGAGGAAGCUCCUGGGACCCGGUUGACGCACACAGCAGAGGUGGCUCUUGAACAUGAUUUGUUGUUGUUGGAUAAUUCCCCUCUUAAGGGAGAUAGGAACCAACAUAGAGGAACAAACAUGCAGGAUCACCAGGACACUUCAUUUGAAUCGUUGCCUGCCUACCUCCCCUCAACCAGCUGGCUGGCUGACUUUGAUAACAUCUACUAUCGUAGCAAGAUGCCACCAACUCCCAAGAAGCAGAAAAAACCCCUGAGCAGCUGUGAUUUAGAUGUGCCCACUAGGAGGAGAAAACUAGACCUAGAGUACAAAGAACAACCUACCGUUCGCAUGCCAAAGGAGACGUACAAACCCAAAGGCAAAGUGGAUCGGCGAAGCCUCUCUGACCACGAGUGCUGCCUCAGCAGAAAUUUCAAUGAGAAUGCGUUCACCCCGUACGCGUCCAAGAGGGAGCGACUUUGCUCCAGAUGUCUGGCAAAACGCAGGACCUGCACAUCUGCCGGUCCCGGGAUCGACGGCAGGAGCUUAAAAAGAAAAGCGGCUCCCUUCCAACAGCGCAAUGACGCACGCCUACCAACGUGUGAAGCAUGUAAAUCUCACACUAAGAAACUGUCGAGCAAAGGCUCCAGUCCCGACGUCCGCGGUCUCCAUCACGGGCGCGACACCGAGGGAGAAUCCUCCGAGAACAGCUCGUGUCGCAGAGGCCCAAAGUGGCGGGCAGCCGACGAUGGCAGGAAACCCGCAGACCUCAAGAGGCCACUGGCCACCAAGCAGAACCUGGAGAAAUGUCCCGCAGCGCUGUACCCAAAGCUGCGGGAAAAGAACUGUGUGUGCAAUGAGUUGCAGUAUCGGCCUGUUGCGUGGGAGCGGCUGCGUCGCUGCCCCCACGGCAACGCCAUCCGAGAAAUGGAUGAGAACUGCGCCGUGCCCGUUUCCCUUCAGGCAAAAUGGAGGAACGUGGAUCAAAUUUAUCUGACACACAGGUGGCAAACUGGUUCUCAUCCAACAGAGAAGUCAUCGAAAGCAGUGAUGCCUAACUUUGACGCCGACGGCUCCAAGAAUGAAGCCAGAUCACAACACCUGAAUAAGCACAAGAAAUCACAAUCACAAGGAACUAGUAGAAAAGACACAAGAUGCUGAUUUGCACAAGAGCACACUUCAACAGAGUGAAAAAAAGACACUUUUUAAAAAAAAAAGACACUUAAUUUAAAAUAUUUCACUUAAUGUCAUUGUACAAGAAAUCACUGUUCACUAUUUAUUUAUUAACAUUUAAAUAAACACAAAUUGAUUAUA
Molecule: messenger RNA, 2875 nt
Organism: Xiphias gladius (swordfish)
Lineage: Eukaryota; Metazoa; Chordata; Actinopteri; Istiophoriformes; Xiphiidae
Gene: buc2l
Product: bucky ball 2-like
Exons: 5
Coding region: 161-2722 (853 amino acids)
Source: RefSeq, a predicted model, not a curated record